Messenger RNA from Enhydra lutris kenyoni (northern sea otter), 3892 nucleotides. RefSeq names its product formin homology 2 domain containing 1. The record is from RefSeq and is a predicted model, not a curated record. Gene Ontology annotation, molecular function: actin filament binding. The transcript has 22 exons. Gene Ontology annotation, cellular component: cytoskeleton; cytoplasm. Lineage: Eukaryota; Metazoa; Chordata; Mammalia; Carnivora; Mustelidae. Gene Ontology annotation, biological process: cortical actin cytoskeleton organization; actin filament network formation. Bases 56 to 3625 code for a protein of 1189 amino acids.
CGCCGCCGCCGGGCCGGGACAGUCCCGGAGGCGCGGCGUGAGCCAGUGACAAACGAUGGCGGGCGAGGAAGACCGCGGAGACGGGGACCCGGUAUCAGUGGUGACUGUGCGGGUGCAGUACUUGGAGGACACCGACCCCUUCGCAUGUGCCAACUUCCCGGAGCCGCGCCGGGCCCCCACCUGCAGCCUGGACGGGGCGCUGCCCCUGGGUGCGCAGAUACCCGCACUGCACCGCCUGCUGGCGGCUCCACUGAAGCUGGAGGACUGUGCCCUCCAAGUGUCUCCCUCUGGAUACUACCUGGACCCCGAGUUGUCUCUGGAAGAGCAGCGGGAGAUGCUGGAGAGCUUCUAUGAAGAGAUCAGCAAAGGGCGGAAGCCUACACUCAUCCUGCGUACUCAACUCUCUGUGAGGGUCAAUGCCAUCUUGGAAAAGUUGUAUGGCUCCAGUGGCCCUGAGCUGCGUCGCUCCCUCUUCUCACUAAAGCAGAUCUUCCAGGAGGACAAGGACCUGGUGCCAGAAUUUGUGCACUCAGAGGGGCUGAGCUGCCUGAUCCGUGUGGGCGCUGCUGCCGACCACAACUACCAGAGCUACAUCCUCCGAGCACUAGGCCAGCUGAUGCUGUUUGUGGAUGGGAUGCUGGGGGUGGUGGCCCACAGUGAGACUGUGCAGUGGCUGUACACACUGUGUGCCAGCGUGUCCCGCUUGGUGGUGAAAACGGCCCUGAAGCUGCUGCUGGUAUUUGUGGAGUACUCGGAGAGCAAUGCGCCGCUGCUUAUCCGUGCCGUCAACUCUGUGGCCAGCUCCACAGGCUGUCUUCCUUGGGCCAAUCUGGUGUCCAUCCUGGAGGAGAAGAAUGGUGCUGACCCCGAGUUGUUGGUGUACACGGUCACUCUCAUCAACAAGACACUGGCAGCGCUUCCAGACCAGGACUCCUUCUAUGAUGUGACAGAUGCACUGGAGCAGCAGGGCAUGGAAGCUCUGGUCCAGCGCCACUUGGGCGCAUCGGGGACUGAUUUCGACCUUCGCACACAGCUUGUGCUCUAUGAGAAUGCCCUGCGGUUGGAGGAUGGAGACAUUGAGGAAGCCACUGCAGGUGGGCGGCGGGAACGCAGAAAGCCCUCUUCGGAGGAGGGCAAGAGGAGCCGCCGGUCUCUAGAAGGCGGGGGCUGCCCUGUGCGCCCCUCGGAGCCUGGCCCUGCAGGCCCCGCAACUGGCCGCACAGGCCCUGCCUCACCUCGGACAGGCCCCUCAAGCCCAGGGGACUCCACCUCGAGCCCCGGGGACCCCUCCUCGGCAGUAAUCUCCACCUACUCCGCUGGCCCUGCCCUGUCGACCAGCCUGGCCCCUAAACCUGCGGGCCCAGCUUCUGGCCUCUGUACCUCAGUGAACCUCUUUCCUGCCAUCUCUGUGGGGCCCUCAGCCGACAGCUCCAGUGAGAGGAGCAUCUACAAAGCCCGGUUCCUGGAGAAUGUGGCAGCGGCAGAAACAGAGAAGCAGGCUGCACUGGCCCAGGGCCGGGCAGAGACACUGGCUGGGGCCAUGGCCGAUGAGGCCGAUGGACACCCAGAUACCCGGGAACUAUGGGGCUCCCCAGAACCAGGCUCUGCACCCAGAACACCCCAGAGCCCUGUCCCCCGAGGUCUGCUCCGGGCCCAGCGGAGCCUUGAGCCAGAGCCCAAGGUGCCACUGGCCCCACCAAGCCCCAAGGCUGAGCCCAUUCAGGAGUUUCCUAUCCGUGUACCCAAGCUCUGCAUUGGAGACCUGGACUUCUCAGAUCUGGGGGAGGAUGAAGACGAGGACAUGCUGAAUGUGGAGGCUGUGGAGGCUGUGAAAGGGGUCCCACCCCCACCACCCCCACUGCCUGCGCUCUCUGGAGGCCCCCCGCCUCCUCCACCCCCACCUCCCCCACCCAUCAAAGGCUCACUCUCACCACCUCCACCUCCGGCCGCCCCACUUCCUCCCUCAGCACCUGAUGGUCUAGCCCUCCCCAGCAAGAGGAAGACAGUAAAACUCUUCUGGCGGGAGCUAAAGCUGGCUGGGGGCCACGGAGGCUCUGGGAGCCGUUUUGGGCCUUGCCCCACCCUGUGGGCCUCACUGGAACCUGUCUCAGUGGACACAGCCAGGCUGGAACACCUGUUUGAGUCCCGUGCCAAGGACGUGCUGCCUUCCAAGAAAGCUGGUGAGGGCCGCCGGACAAUGACCACAGUGCUGGACCCCAAGCGCAGCAACGCCAUCAACAUUGGCCUAACCACCCUGCCACCUGUGCAUGUCAUUAAGGCUGCCCUGCUCAACUUUGAUGAGUUUGCUGUCAGCAAGGAUGGCAUUGAGAAACUGCUGACUAUGAUGCCCACGGAGGAGGAACGGCAGAAGAUCGAGGAGGCCCAGCUAGCCAAUCCCGACGUACCCCUGGGCCCAGCUGAGAACUUCCUGAUGACCCUUGCCUCCAUUGGGGGCCUGGCCGCCCGCCUACAACUCUGGGCCUUCAAGCUGGACUACGACAGCAUGGAGCGGGAAAUCGCAGAGCCACUAUUUGACCUGAAAGUGGGCAUGGCACAGCUGGUACAAAAUGCCACCUUCCGCUGCAUCCUGGCCACUCUCCUGGCUGUGGGCAACUUCCUCAACGGUUCCCAGAGCAGCGGCUUCGAGUUGAGCUACCUGGAGAAGGUGUCAGAGGUGAAGGACACAGUGCGCCGGCAGUCAUUGCUGCACCAUCUCUGCUCCUUGGUGCUCCAGACCCGGCCUGAUUCCUCGGACCUCUACUCAGAAAUCCCUGCCCUGACCCGCUGUGCCAAGGUGGACUUCGAGCAGCUGACUGAGAACUUGGGGCAGCUGGAGCGUCGGAGCCGGGCAACUGAGGAGAGCCUACGGAGCUUGGCCAAGCAUGAGCUGUCCCCAGCCCUGCGUGCCCGCCUCACCCACUUCUUGGCCCAGUGUGGUCGCCGUGUUGCCAUGCUGCGGGUAGUACACCGCCGUGUCUGCAACAGGUUCCACGCCUUCCUGUUGUACCUGGGCUACACGGCACCCGCGGCCCGGGAAGUGCGCAUCAUGCAGUUCUGCCACACGCUGCGCGAGUUUGCCCUUGAGUACCGCACGUGCCGGGAACGGGUGCUGCAGCAGCAGCAGAAGCGUGCCACCUACCGGGAGCGCAACAAGACCCGGGGCCGCAUGAUCACGGAGACAGAGAAGUUCUCAGGUGUGGCUGGGGAAGCCCCCAAUCACCCAUCUGUCCCAAUGGCUGUGGGCAGUGGGCCAGGGCGGGGUGAUGCCGACAGUCACGCCAGCAUGAAGAGUCUGCUGACCAGCAAGCCGGAGGACACCACACAUGGCCGCCGCAGCAGAGGCAUGGUCCAGAGCAGCUCCCCAGUCACGCCGAUAGCAACAGGGCCCUCCACUGCACCCCCAGAAGAACCCCCAGGCUCCAAUUUACCCAGUGACACUUCCGAUGAGAUCAUGGAUUUGCUGGUGCAGUCAGUGACCAAGAGCAGUCCUCGUGCCUUAGCUGCUCGGGAGCGCAAACGUUCCCGGGGCAACCGCAAGUCUUUGAGACGGACACUGAAGAGCGGGCUCGGAGAGGACCUGGUACAGGCCCUGGGACUGAGCAAGGGUCCUGGCCUGGAGGUGUGAAGGCCCUGCCUCUGGACACCUACCUACUGGGGCCCCAGCCUGCAGUGCAAGAGACUAGAGAGUGAGGAGGGAUCGGCAGAAUUCUGGGCCUCUUUCCAACCCCAGGGCCACUCUGUGCCCAGUGGACAAUGCCUUGAGCAGUAUUAGCUAUGCGUGCCUGUGUGCAAGUGUGUGUGUGUUUGUGUGUGUGUGUGCGUGUGUGUGUGUGUACUUGUACACGUACUUGUAUAAGCUCCCUGAACACAUGGAGUAUAAUAAAGUUUUCAU